Messenger RNA from Temnothorax curvispinosus, 1012 nucleotides. RefSeq lists its product as uncharacterized. Bases 366 to 788 code for a protein of 140 amino acids. The record is from RefSeq and is a predicted model, not a curated record. Gene Ontology annotation, biological process: sleep; positive regulation of voltage-gated potassium channel activity; regulation of synaptic transmission, cholinergic. The transcript is spliced from 4 exons. NCBI's taxonomy places the organism in Eukaryota, Metazoa, Arthropoda, Insecta, Hymenoptera, Formicidae.
UCCGUUUGGGCUGCGGUCCCACUUGACGCUACAACAAAUGCUUCGGAGCGUUCUUUUUCUCCUUCUUUCUUCGUUGAGAGAAAUGAGAAGAGGAAUGCUUCGAAGCAUUUGUAGCGUCAAGGGGUGGACCGCACUAAUUGACACGUAAGUCGACACAAACGUCGUUCUAUCUUUCUUGGCAUUCAAUGAGCAACAAAGACAGAACGAGACUCGUGUCGACUUGUGUCAGUUAGAUGGAAAGCACCUCAAAUAAAUCAUAAGCGAGAUAGACAAUUUUGAGAAUUGGGAAUUUUAAAUCAACGGAAAUCAAGGAUCUCGAAAAUGGACGAAUUAUCAAGGAGAAUGUAAUUGGAACGUUCUUCAACAUGAUCGGAACCCUCUCAUUCGCGAUUGUACUGCCUGUCUUUUUGCAUACGAUGGUUUACUCACGACAGGAUUUAUGGUGUUACGAUUGCAAUACGGAUCUAAGGCAUGGACAUAGAGGAGAUUGCAACGAUCCUUACUCACCCGGUGCUUUCGAGUUGGUCGCUUGCCCUCGGAACGAAUCUCAUCAUUGUCACAAAAGUAUCAUAUUAUAUAGAAAUAUUUUAGUAACGGUACGAGCCUGCGUGUCAUCGCGUCAGAUCAAGGAAUACUGUAAUUACGGAGACAGCAUUCGUUUCCCGCAUUCGAACAUCGAGUGUUAUUUCUGCAAGGAAAACGCCUGUAACAAUAACGAAUUAUUCGAUCCUGCGUCAGAAUGGUGUCUUGGAUUUAUCGCAAUUAUUUUGCCAUGGAUACUAACGUGAGACACGCAGAUAAUAAUAAUUAUUCGUGAAAAUCAACUCACGUUUCAACUCAAGUUUAAUUAAUUCUACUUACACGUAAUCAUAUAUAAUAAUGUUACAAGUUCCGAAAUGUUUAUUCCUGCUCGACAACGUCCGAUAAAGGUUUUUAAGAUGCAGCUAAAUAUAAAAAAAUUAUAAAAUACUUAUAUAUGAUCCUUUAAAAUAAAAAUGUCCUUGAAAUAUUA